UCAGUUGCUGCGCAGCGCAGCUAGCGGUGAGGUGUCGGUUGUGUAAGUGACUCUGCUACGCAUACCAACAUCGCGAAGUCACGCCAGCUGCAUUCGACGCGAGCUGCUCUGUGCGCGUUUCGUACUCGGCCUUCUCUCGCCUCGUCCUGCCCUCUCAAACACCACACGUGUUCCGGUGCGGCUUGCGUAACUCGGACCAGGUGGUCAACUGGGACGAUAAAGGGGAAUACGUCCAGAGCCCACUACAGCUCUAGCCACUGCUGUGCUUCGCUGAAGGCCCGGCGCGAGAGGAGGGGGCGGCGGCCAUGUGGUGGGUGAGCGCGGCGGGGUGGCUGCUGGCGGCGUGGGCGGCGCUGCUGUGGGCGGCGUGGGCGGCGCUGCGGCGCUACUCGUCGCUGCUGCACGGCACGUGGGCGGCGCUCGGCGUCCCCCACCCGCCUCCCGAGCCGCUGUUCGGCAACGUGCGGCCCGUGCUCACGUUCCGCGAGGCGGCCGCCGACGGCUACCGCCGGCUCUAUCAGGCCUUCCCGCGGGCCAGCUACAUCGGCAUCUACCAGGCCCGCCACCCCACGCUCCUGGUGCGGGACCCGGCGCUGGCGCGCCGGCUGCUGGGCCCCGACUUCGUGAGCUUCUCGUCGCGCGGCGUGCCCUGGGACGCGCGCGGCGACCCGCUCGCCGCCCACCUGCUCACCAUGGACGGGCCCGCGUGGGCGGCGCUGCGCCGCAAGCUGGCGCCGCCCUUCUCGCCGGGCCGCGUGGCCGCCGCCGCCCCCGCCGUGGCCCACUGCGCCGCCGCCCUCGCCGCCGCCCUGCGCCGCCAGGCUCUGGAGUCCGGCGCCGGGUCGGCGGACCUGGAGGCCAGGGAGCUGGCCGCCCACUACGCCACCGACGUCAUCGGCCGCGUCGCCUUCGCACUCGACUUCGGCUCCCUGCGGGGGCGGGGCGCCGCCGACGCCGACGCCGACGUCGACUCCUCGCAGCGCUUCGGCGUCAUGGCGCGGCGCGUCAUCCGGCCGACGCCCUCGGCCGUGCUCAGGAGGUUCGCAAGGCUGCUGCUCCCUGAGUGGUUCUACCGGCGCCUGAAAGUACGCUCUGUCCCUCAGGAUGUGGCGGACUUCUUCUGUGAGGUGGUGCGUCACUCAAUGGACGAGCGCGAGCAGUCCGGCGUGGCGCGGAAGGACUUUCUGCAGACACUGCUCGACCUGAGGAGCGAAGGGCGAAGGGAGGGCGACAACUCCCUCGGCGGGAUCGAGCUGACGGAGGCGGUGGUGGCGGCACAGGCGGUGGCGUUCUUCGCGGCGGGCCUCGAGACGACGGCCAGUGCCGUCUGCCUGUGCCUGCUGGAGCUGGCCCACGCCCCGGACAUCCAGCAGCAGGCCUUCCUGGAGCUGGAAAAGGCCGGAGUGCAGGACCCGCCCGCCUACGAGGAGCUCCAGGGACUGCCCUUUCUGGAUGCCAUUGUUGCCGAGACGCUGCGGAAGUACCCUCCGAGCCCGAACCUGGUCCGCGUCGCGACGCAGCCGUACCGGCUGCCGCACUGGAGCGAGGAGGGUGAGGAGGGAGGAGGGAGGGAGGUGUUGGUGGGGGCGGGCACGCGGCUCGUGGUGCCCGUGUUCGCCAUGCAGCGAGACGCGCGCCAUUUCCCGGACCCGGAGGACUUCCGGCCGCAGCGAUUCCUCACCGCCAGCUCCAGGGGGAACCCUGCCUACAUGCCGUUCGGAGACGGGCCCAGGGUCUGCAUCGGUCAGCGGCUGGGGAUGCUGCAGCUGAAACUGGCCAUCGCUUCCGUGGUGAGGCACUUCGAGCUGUCAGCUGUGCCGGGCCGCACGGUCUUCCCUCCCCGGCUGGAGCCGCGGGCGCAGGUGGUGGCGCCGCGGGACGGCGCGUGGGUGCGCUUCACGCCCCGGCAGACGCAGUCGUAGGAGAGAGACUGCGGGCAGACCUCGUGUCGUUCUGGAGUACGCUGCGUGGAGCCCGCUUCUCCACACACUUAAUACGGCUGUGUGCCACUCACACUCCUAGACUGUUACCUCAGCAACUGUUACCGGUGUCCUCACUAUAUGAUUAACGUUUCACUAUCGGCAGCGACGACAGCUACCCUCUCGGCACUGUCUGCGUCUACACACACGUGCCCUGUGCCGUAAUAUGCCGAGCCGCUAUGGGAGCGUGUGUAGCCUUAGCACACACAUUGUACUACAAAUUUUGUAUCAGACAGAAGUACAGAUAAUGGCUAAAAGUCACAUAUGAAAUAUUUUUUGUUUACACAGACUGAGGUACGAAAUUUGAAACAUGAUUCUGUGUACUGGCAUGUAGCACUAAGUGUGAUAUUGUUGUUAACACCCACCUGGCAACUUCCAUUUUCCUUUACUGUCGGCACAGAAUUAAUCACUACUCACACAGCAAGUUCUCAUUAAUUUAUCCAUGUUAAUGGCAGUUGAGCUCUGAGACUGGAAUAGGUUACUUGAAGGGGUAGAGCAACCAACCACUUAUUAUGCAGCUCUAUUUAUAGAAAGAUUUUGACCUGCCCAUAUACCCGAGUGUAGUAAUGUGCCACUUCCGGCGUAUGAGGAGUUGACCCUACCUCGGAUUGAAUCUGCCUCGUGGAUUAAUGACAGGGGUAGUGGGCUGGCCAUUGUGGGUGUGGUUUUUAGGCGGUUUCCCACAUCCAACUAGGUAAAUACUGCACUGGUACAAACAUCCAAUCUCUGAUAUGCGCUAUGGAAACAUUUAGAAAAGCACUCUCAAACGUGAGCACGAGAUUUACUCUAAAUGCAGACACGUGGGGUACGCCAAUCUUGUCCCAGGGGAGCAGUGGUCGCAUCAGGAAUGGUAUCUGGGCACCGACUCCCAGUAACACAACCCAACCUGCUUCAUAUUCCGACAUCACAGACAAACAGGAACAGGCAGAAGAAGAAAGGAAUUAUGAUGAGAUUUGUUUUGGGCUUAUGUCCACUUUUAAUUGGAGUAAUAGAUUUAUAUCUUCAUGAGUAUAACAUUUUUGUUGACUGAAUUUUGCAUGCUGCAGCUGUCCUGUGCAAAAUAGUGACUGUCUAAUUUCUCAAGCUGUAUAUUUAUGUUUAAUUAAUAGUUAGAUACUUUCACAUUUAAUUAAAUUAAAAUUUAUAUGAAAAAUGAAGAAAUUCCUCCAACUGUAUUUUAGGUGCCGAUUUUAUUUUGGCAACUAGUUUCAACGUUGUAACAACGUCAUCUUCUGGCCCAUACACUUGUUGACGUCAACUGUGUGCAGCUGAUACUAGAAGUCAGUGGUGAGAUAUGGAUGUGCUCUGUGUGGAAGGUGGUUAGUAACUGGUAUGAGGUUUAGAUAUAUCUGUGCAGCCCACACACUUUCAGUUUCACUGAUGUGCUGAUGCAAUGCAUCAUUCCCCAAAUGUUUUAUUGGAAUUUACAUCAAAAGCCAAGUUACAGCUUUCUCACAGGCUGCAAAACUAUUUCUCAAUUCAGUUAUGUUUACAGACAUAAUUCUGCUGACCUUAAAAUUUGCGACACACUUUUGUGACACUAAAAAUCUGGUUAAUAUACAAUGUACACACUGUAAGAAAUCGUGCUAGGUUAUUUUAUAGCUAGCUUCUUUUCGAUUUUCUUAGUGUUAAUGAUAUAAAAUGAUUACUAAUAGGAAUUAACAUGAAAGCAUAUCUGUCUAGCAAAAUAGUGGCUGGGUAGCAUCAAUAGAAUGACAACUAAAUUACAUUGAAUUUUACAAAAGUGAUAUGGCAUAUUUCACACAGUAAAAGCAACAUUACUAUUUUGUGCUGGCCCACUGUAGUGUUCAAAAUAUCCACUAUAAGCAGUGAAUUUUAUUAUACCAACUGAAAGCUGCUGAAGACCUGAAAGGCAUUUUGAGAUAAAUAAAGUUGUAUAAGAGUGGCUAGGUAAUUGUUGGAACUCUUCAGGUCCACUUCUACUACAAUUUUUAUAGGUGUGAUCACUAUGCAGCUAACAUUUCACUACUGACAUCAUUAUCAUAAACAGCUGCGGCUCUGCCAUCAUUAUUUACAGCCUAUAUUUCCAUGUCACACAAGCCAUGGCAAAGGGUACCUGGAACCACCAUUACUUCCUUUCUCUUCUAUUAUGCUUGUGACUGAAUGGGACAAAAUUCUACAUCCAAAUACUUUUUUUGUGUGUGGAUCUACAACCACUAUAUAAUUCUCAGAGGAAGUCAUUUUUCUUGCAUAGGCUGUUGUUUCAAUUUUGAAAUGAACAUUUUAUUUCAUUAUUCAGAAAUCAGCUGAUUUCGCCCACUUGGGCGGCAUCCAGUUCAGUUCAGAGUAAAAGUAGUCCUGUACUCAGGGAACGAGUUUGGGAGAACAGGUGCAGGAAUCCUGCAUCACCAUCCCAGGCCGCACUGUUGUGCAGUUUGUUCGCCGUUGCCUUACCCGGACCUGUUACCGAGUGCCAAAUGUAUACCUGUGCCAUACGGAUGACUGUGAUGAAUGCUUGUACAAUUUAGUGUUGGGUUUGUGCUGUUUUGGUUGAAAGUAAGAGAGAGGAUGGCCAGCGGCAUUGCCACAGUGGUCUGAUCACCGGAGUUGAACCCUGUCAGGCUGGGCUAGCACUCGGAUGGUUGAUCAUCCAAUCUGCCGAGUGCUGUCGGUAAGCGGGGUGCACUCAGCCCUUGUGUAGCAAACUGAGGAGCUACUCGAUUGAGAAGUAGCGGCUCCGGUCUCGUAAACUGACGUACGGCCGGGAGAGCGGUGUGCCGACCACAUGCGUCUCCAUAUCUGCAUCCGGUGACGCCUGUGGGCUGAGGAUGACGUGGUGGCCGGUCGGUACCAUUGGUCCUUCACGGCCUGUUCGGGAGGAAUUUAGUUAAGUUUUUAAGAGAGAGGAUGAAACUUAGUGCCGGCACACAUCUGGCUCUUCUCGAAUAGCACCGUCAGGGCUACCAAGUUCAACAGUGCCUUCUGGUGGAUGGAUCACCACCUACAGUGUUGCAGGAUCACUUUGAUGAGAGACUGUGGAGAGGUCUCGAAUGAAAUCCAGUGCAUUGGUGAAAUGUCGGGCAGUUCAGAAACUUCGUGCUAUGACCUCUCCGCCCCUUGCCAGCCAAAUGCUGGCACUGAAAAUUUUCCAUCACCAGGAUACGAACCAAUGUGCCUGCAAGUUGAGCGCCACUGCAAGAGAGUGCAUUAGCAACCUCAGUUACAGAGGUGAGCUUAUCGAGCUAUAUGACAAUAAGAAUUGUUAUACCUUCAGUAUGUUGUGGUCCACAAAUUAGUGAUAUUGUGCCUAAUAACAGUUCCAAGCAACCAUAUUAGUAUGGGCACAAACUGUAUACACAUCAACAUUUUAACACGAUUGAUACAAAAAGUGCAAAAAUAGAGAUAUACUAUUGCGUAUGUUAAAUCCACAUGUGUAAAAAUGAAAAGAAAAAAAAUUCUGCCUUUAUCUGGGUAUUAUCAAUGUGCCAGCUUAAAAUUAAAACAUGUUGACCCCACCAUGUGUGUUUGCACUUUAUCAGUUAUUCUACCAUAUUGCAAUAAGUAAUUUAUGCUGGUGCAGCAACAAAACCUUCAUAAGGGCAGUAUUCCUUCUAUUUUACAGGUGGCCUUCACAUUUGUGACAGGUUUGCUCACACCCAGCAGGCGUGGUUGCAGAGAACUCUUACUGGGGUUGCCAUCAUAUGUUGCUUUGUCUUCCAUGAAUGCUGUAUGAAUGAUGACAUUCUGUAUCCAAAACAUUUUUUUUUUCGUAAUAUAACCUGAGAAUGUCCCAACAGGAUGACAUUAGCUGACUGAUGAAUAAUGGAAUAAAGUGUUAAUUUCACAAUAAAAGAACAGGCUAUACAGGAAAAUGACUUCCUUUACAAAAGCCACAUCUACAUCACACACUUAAGGCCAAUGUAAAAUUGUGUCAUCCCCUUUUUGUGUUUCACUUGCAGGAAAUUCUUGUUUGCCUCUUUACAAGCCAUAAUCUCCCCUACUUUAUCGUUAUGGCCCUCAUGAAGUAUGAAAAUUGUAGGCGAUUAAAUGUUGUGUAGUCUGUCACAAAUGUUGAUUCCCUUAACAUCCUCUAUAGAGUGUCAUGGAAAGAUUGUUGUUUUUGCCUCCAAGUAUUCCCUUUUUUAACGCUCUGCUGCUGGUCAGACUGACUCAUAACAUAUCUGGCAGCACAUCUCUAAAUUGUUCCAAUGUUUUCCCUCAGUCUUACCCUGUGUAGAUCCCAAACACUUGAGCAGUACUUGAGAAUGUGUCGCACAAAUAUUUUGUAGGCUCUCUCCUUUUGUAGGUAGAAUUCUCCCAGUACACUGUAGUUGGCAAAGAGUUGAGAUAAUUGUGCCAAACUCUGAUGUGUUUAUAACCAUGGAAUGUGCAAUUUAUUCACAAGAACAGUGCUGAUAAUUAGUUAGCAAGACAUUCACUACAACAAUAAAACUGAUUUUGUGAUGCACAAUGUGCAGCCAAAAUUACAACUUGAAUGGUUCAAUACUGGUCAGUGAGGUUUAUUGUCACAACAUCAGCAAGUGAUUUCGAGUGUUUUCUCUAAACAUCACAUUCAUUGGCCUCCUCCUACUCGCAACUAUUCCAUUAUGGCACAACAUAACCUAGACCUCAGCACAAAAAAUUAUUUCUCGCAUAUAGCACUCAUUGGCCUCAUCAACUUAUGUUUCAUGGCGUUAAUCAAAUUGGUUUUAAAAUAACCUUGUAUAUCUCUCCUUUUUUCCUAAAAGGUAGCUGCAAGAAGAUACAGAAGGAAAUUUCAAAUUGACAUAUGUCAUAUAUAAAUAAGAAAGAGUUCUUCCUGACAUUUGAAACAGUGUCUGUGAAGUAACUCGUACUCUCCUUGCACUCACUUGGAGCCCUCUGCGUGGAACAGAGGUGCUGAUAAGAAGGAGUGCAUGCAUUUCCAUCACCAGCUACAGCCACAGGUGUCAACUCUUUGAAGCACAUUGCCAGUUUGGGAAUAGGAGAUGCUACAAACAAAUUAGUUUAGUUUAGUCAUUUCCACUCUGGGAACACUUUUCAAUGCAAAAUAUGCCAGUCUGCUGGCCAUUUACACAAUUUCUUAAGUUAUGAUUUUUUUUACAUGUAUACAGUGAUUUAUACUUAACUAUGUUCAGUCUCUUUCUCUCUCUCUCUCUCUUGCAGCACUAAAGGUUUCUGGUCCAGAUCCAGAUAAUAAAACUGGUACUGUCACUGUAUUAUAGGCUUGGAGUCUGGUCUUAAUUGACACAGAUUUUUGAUAACAUUAUCUGCUUCAGACUGAAAUAAGUUUUAGUCCCAUUGACAAUACAUUGAUUGACUUCUUGCUUAAGUUAUUAUGCCUGCAAAACAAGGCACCAAGGUAUUCAAAAUUUUUAGCUCUGGCAAAGUUCUGUAUUCCUGAAUGUGAUGGGGCAUUUUUAGGGGUCUGUCUGGAUACUUCUAUUAUUUCACUCUUUUCCACUUUAAUCCACUGGCAUUAUUUGCUAAAUCUCCUGAGUUUCUGCCAUCUCUUCCUCUGAUUCUGCUAAGGCUGCAAUGUCAGCUGCAUAUCCCAAUAAAAUCAAUUAAUAUUGAUGUCAGUCAAAGUAUGUAUGAACACCUAAGAAUUUAGAAUAUUCUCUUCACUUACUGAUUUCCCCCGAUACAUUAUUUCUAAAGGUAUGGUCAGGUCAGAUGCAUUACUGAAUUGCAUGUACUUUGUGUUAGGUAAAUUCAGCCACAGUCCGUUUGAAGAGAAUCAGUUAUUAAUUUUCGAGAAAAGUUGGAGAUAUCCCAUUAGGCUUCAUUAUAAUACUUACAUGUGCAGCAGUGAGAACUAUUUCUGCUUCUUGGAUAUAUGAUCAGUAGGUCGCACACAAUGGUAUUCAUUUUGAAGAAACUGGAGUUGUAUUCCAAAAUCUGUGACAUAUUUAAUUAAAUAAUAAUAAAAUUAAUAGAAAGAAAAAUCAUACCACCUUACCAAGAUUUUCUCAGGAAGAAGCAUUGUGAUAUAUCUUCAUGACCAGUAUUUCACCACAUAUUUUCUUCUGAUAUUGAGUCUAUAGGUGGUACAGAUUGUGAGUCUGGCAAUGAAGUCAAAACCUUUCAAGGAUCAUAUGAUUCAUCAGUGAAAUGAAAUGGUCAUGUGGCAAUAUUGACUGGGAGAAAACACCAGUCAUUGUUUGGACACAUUUUGCAAGUCCUUGUAUUUGACAUUGAUGAAGACGAGAUAAAAUGAUUAGGAUGAGACAAAAACCUAGCCCCCGAGUGAAGAAAAUUUCUGAACUGACUGUGAAACUAACCCGGGACCUCACAAUCUACAGGCAGAGGUCCUAACCACUGGACCACGAGCUGUUGACAUUCAUCAAUAGAAUUAGCCUGGCAAAUAGGGAAUCAUUGUAACACAGCCGAUAGUUACAUAAUGUGGAACAAACUUAAGGUUUCUGGGAAAUUGGAUGCCACCAUAUUUAGAAGGCUGUUCAUAUCUGAUGGCACAUAAUCGAGACCUACAAAUUCACCUGGAAAGAGAAAAAGUGAUUGUGGAAUCAGCUGAAGUGUUCCGACUCCCAUGUUGCUCCUCUACCAGCACAACUGGAAAAAUAAAUAAAUUUUAUGCUUAUUUAAAUAAUUCUGUCAAGAACUUUGCAACACAGUUAGUCCCUGCCAGAAAAUCUCCAUUGCAUUGGACCCUCUGCUUUUAAUUUGCACUGUAGUAACACAUACUGAUGAACUUAUUUUUCCAAACAUGCCAUGUAGAACUCGAAAGUUAAUUCACUUGUACCAUUCCUGCAUAUAAAGUUAUACACUUUCUACCUGAAAUGCAACAAAUACAAAAUUUAUGCCACAAAGAAUUAACUGCCAGAUGUCUUUCUUGCAAUGAAUUUUUAUGUGAGAAUUGGAAAACACGUGUACGCGUGCAUAUGUGCUGUCAUUCUUCUCUUUACACUGAUGUGCUUCCAGGGUUGUACAUUUGUUUAGUGUAUCAUGUGAGAGUCAUAGAAAGGUAUGAAAAAUUGAAAUAUAGAAGAAACUAAAGAAAUGUGUAGACAUUUCAAGGAAAAAGAAGUAUAAAUGAGGUUAACACAAAAUCGACAGAAACAUAAGUAAUGAAGACUGUGUAACUCCAAAUGCUUAAGUUUAAUGGUAUUGCCUCUAGAAAACAUCAUCUCUGUAUUCAAUUGGUCUCCAUUUCUUCCCCUCCCCCCCCCCCCCCCCCCCCCCCUACCGCUUCCUCAUCUCAUGUGAUGGCCUGUCACACUAUCUAUCUGCUAGGUGAUGUGAUACCAGCUCUCCUCGAAUAACUACUGGAUAUUAUUCCUUCUUUCCUGUCCAUUUUGAUACAUAUUGUUGAACCCAAUUCCACAUUACACCAAUAAGGGACUGCUCUAUGGAAUGGACCACAAAUUUAAUUUUUUUUGGUAACAAACCAAAAUUUUGUAUUGACUCAACACCAGAUGAGCAGUAUUUGUUUGGACUGACUAUGAAUACUAAUUGCAUAUAGCCCACGUGACUCCAGAGAAAAUGUGGCUGACAACUCUUAGGAGGGACAUCAUUAGUAUCCUGAUAUUGUUCAUUGUACCUUUAAUCCACAGCAUGUUUUGCUGCCAUAUCUUGACCAAUCUUGUUGAAAGUUUCUGGUUCACUGGCCCUUUUAGUUCCUACUAAAAGUCCUAAGUAUGUAUAUAAUUUACUUCUUUUCAUUGUUUCUUGACCUGUGCAUAAGUUGUUCCAAUUGCCACUAAAUGUGGUAUAUUCCAUCUCGUCUGUGUGCAGUAGCAGACACCAGUUCUCUUGCUCUUUUUUGUGUAGCAUAUAACGUGUGCCAACUUCAUCUGCUGCUACAGUCACGUGAUUGUCAUCAAACUCUAGAGUAUGGGGGCAUUUUUUCCAGUUCCAUGUCAUUUUCCUACUGCAGUUGGGCAGGGCAACUUAUGCAUACACCUUAACACAUUUGAAACUGCACUCAGUCACCUUGGAUGUGGUAGCUGGACUACUGUUUCCAACACCAGUUUUGAAACUUGUAGCUUUGUAACUGCGAAGGCAAUGAUGUUUCAUUUGAAAUGAUGCAACUUGGUUUAUCUGAUCUUAAAAAUCUCGUUAUGAAAUACUGUAACUAGGAGACAUAUUGAGUGUUUUAUUGAAUCAUGUUUUUAUCCCAAAGAAAAAUACUAUUUAGACACAUAAUUUGCUCAAGUGUAGCGUGUUCUUGAAACAUCCAGGGAUCCAAAGAGGUACAUCAGAACUUGCACAUUUCUUUUUGGUACAUUUUUCCCUUCUGGUCCUUAUUGACAUUGAAACACGCUUUGCUGACCAUUUCCUGUGAUACUUUUUACUGCCAGAGUUGUUUUACAAAUGUUCAUAUAGGUGAUCAAUAUUUCAAAUGCUUCAUCACAUUACUUUCUUUUAUUUAUUACCUAUCAAAGCAUUCAGCUAUAUGGAAAUCCAAAACAGUAUCUGAAUCAUCGGCUUCCCCUUCUGUGCCAGAAUUGCUGAUUUCUUCUUCCAGGGCACUGCAAACAUUGCUGUCAUCAAAAUUCAUAAUAUCAGAACAACCUUGAGCACGAGGAGUGGGUCAACAAAGAUACAGGUAGCAGACGAAAGGAGUAUGGGACUUGGUACAGAGCAGAAACACAGAAUGUGAUUUUUUGGGGUACAGAUAGUUCAGAAUUGGAGAAUUCCAAGGCAUGUUUUUUUAAGUAAGUAUCGUUUUGAAAUUUAAGAAAGACGUGCUAAGAUAUCUCAAUAAUUUUAUCUUUACACUAAAGCCUGUAUCUUAAUCUACUUUUCUACAUAAUUUCCGUCAAUAUUGAGGCACUUGUCAUAACGUUAUACCAGUUUUUGAAUACCCUCCUCACAGAAGUCUGCUGCCUGACUUGUUAACCACUGCAUCACCACAGUUUUGACUGUGCCAUCGUCUCGAAGAUGCUGACCGCCCAGGUGUUUCUUCAAGGGCAGGAACAGAUGGUAGUCACUGGGCGCAGGAUCGGGGCUGUAUGGAGGAUGAUCUAGAGUUUUCCAUCGAAAAGAUGUGAUGAGAUCUUUGGUCUGAUUCACCACAUGCGGACGGGCAUUGUCUUCCAGCAAAACGAUGCCCUUGCUCAACUUCCACGGACUGUUGCUUUGAUUCUGGUGUGACAUAGGCCACCCAUGUUUCAUCGCCCAUAUCAUUUUGGCUUAAGGAAUCAUCACCGUCGUCUGGUACCGCUCAAGGAAAGUCAUUGCACUGUCAACAUUUUCGGUACCCAACGUGCUCACAAUGUUCAGUAAUUCAAUUUCUCGGUCACAGUGCCAUACAAAACACUAUGAGAAACAUUAGGAAAGUCAUCCCGCAAGGAGGAAAUUGUAAAGCGCCUGUUUUCUCUCACCUUAUUGUCCACUUCCUGCACCAAACUUUCAUUAACGACCGAAGGAUCCCCUCUCCAUUGUUCAUCGUGCACAUUUGUGCGGCAAUCUUUAAAUGCUCUCACCCACUUUCUUACCAUUAGAUCACUCAUAAUGUUUUCUCUGUAAACUGCAAAGAUCUCACGAUGAAUAUCGAUCACUUUUAGGCCUUUAGCAGUAAGAAAUCUUAUGACAGCCCGUACUUCACAGUUGGCGGGACUCACGAUUAUCGGAGGCAUCUUAAACACUCAGUACACAACGUAAACAAGCAAGAAUCAGACUGUAAUAGCGGCAGUGCAUAGAUUAAGGUACAGGCUUUCGUGUAAAAAUAAAACUAUUGAGAUAUCUUAGCAUGUCUUUUUUUAAUUUCAAAA
Messenger RNA from Schistocerca gregaria, 11677 nucleotides. RefSeq names its product probable cytochrome P450 6a14. The coding region runs from base 306 to 1922 and encodes 538 amino acids. The record is from RefSeq and is a predicted model, not a curated record. Gene Ontology annotation, molecular function: iron ion binding; monooxygenase activity; heme binding. The transcript has 9 exons. Lineage: Eukaryota; Metazoa; Arthropoda; Insecta; Orthoptera; Acrididae.